Histoplasma capsulatum G186AR is the source of this 1140-nucleotide messenger RNA. RefSeq lists its product as uncharacterized. Gene Ontology annotation, molecular function: oxidoreductase activity, acting on single donors with incorporation of molecular oxygen, incorporation of two atoms of oxygen; iron ion binding. The transcript has 4 exons. The coding region runs from base 1 to 1140 and encodes 379 amino acids. Lineage: Eukaryota; Fungi; Ascomycota; Eurotiomycetes; Onygenales; Ajellomycetaceae. The record is from RefSeq and is a predicted model, not a curated record.
AUGCAGAUCUUUUUCCUCGCACUUGUGCUUGUUCUUCUAGCCACCAGCAGCUUUUCUCAUCCUGGCGAAUCCCUCGAGCCAGAUGUUCACCGGCGUCUACAUCAUCUUGAACAUCCUGCAAGACGAGGUGUUUUCGAAUGCACGAACGAGCUCGAGAAGCGUGGUUGGAUCAGCCACCAAGCCGACAGAAGGCAUGCCCGCUUGAAUGAGCUUCGAGAACAGGUUGGAUAUAGCCCUCUCGCUCGCCGCGAUCGCAGUCUUGAUGCAGAGAUUUUUGGCCGUCAGGCUGGCUGUGUUCUGGAUCCCGAAGUCACUGAGGGGCCUUAUUGGGUUGGGGGCGAACUUAUCCGUGAAGAUAUCCGUUCAGGACGAGGUGGUAAAGUGGAGCCUGGCAUUGUCCUCUACCUUGAUAUCAACGUUAUAGAUGUGUCGAACUGCCAACCCGUCCCAGAUGCAUUUGUGGAGUUAUGGGGCUGCAAUUCCACUGGCGUCUACACUGGUGUCGUGGCUCCUGGAAAUGGUGACGGCAAUCCCUCCGAGAUUUAUAACAAUGCCCUGCGGGGGAUCCAGCCAACCGCUAAGAACGGCACGGCCUCGUUUAUCUCUCUUGUCCCGGGUCACUACACCGGACGUGCCAAUCAUCUACACAUAAUUAUUCACCACGGAGCCACGCGACUCAAAAACGAUACUAUCAGCGGUGGCACCAUUUCUCACGUUGGCCAGUUGUACUUCGACCAAUCAGUCCUUAAAACUGUAGAGGACACAGCUCCGUACACGGCGAACAGGCAACGAUGGACACAAAAUGACAGAGAUGGUCUUUUCAGGCUGGGGUUUCGGGGAGGCGAUAACCCAAUAAUAGAGUCCCAGAUGGUUGGCAGGUCCAUUAAAGACGGACUCUGGGGAACCAUCGACGUUGGCGUCAAUCCUCUCGCCGUGCGGAACCCCAGAAAUGUAAGCCUCUUCCCCGCUGAUAGUGAGGUGCGCACCUCCGGCUCCAUGUGGGGUACACACCCUACGAGUAGCGCCGCACCACCUAGACCUUCCUCCGGAGGUGGUCCCGGCAAAACUCUCAGAGGGGGAGGACUAAUUGGUGGGGCGGUGCGAAGUAUGAGAUCGAUUUUCCAGCAUUUGCAGAACUGA